AUGUCUCAGCAAUUUUUCGGGCAAGGUUUGGAGUCGGGAUUGGACGCUGUGUUGCACAAACGCUUGCUUGACAGCGUGCCGGUUCAGGACGCGCCGUUGUUGCAGACUUGGUGGCAAGGGGCUUUACAACACUCCUUCAACUCGCGGCAGUGUGUUUGUCCGACCUGCGAUGUCGAGUUAACCCUCUUGCAUAUGUUGUUUGAAUGCCCCGGGUGCAUCCGGGAAUGCGGGCCUGUGCCUGCAGCAUGGUCUGCUUGCUACGGCUUGGUUGAACAAAGUCAUUUCUGGCUGCGUGGUUUGGUGCCGGAUGCGUGGACUCGUGCUCCUGCGGUCACUGACGAAAACAUCGUGCGCACCGGUUGUUUUGAAAACUCCGCUGGGUUUGACUUUUCGGAUUUGUUUUUUGCGACCGAUGGUAGCGGUGGUCCUUUUAGUAACGAACCUCGGCUCCGGAAGUGUGCUUGGGCUGUUGUUGCUGUUGCGCUUGUUGAUGGCGAUUACGUUUUGGUUGGUAGUAUCGCUGGGUUUGUCCGUGGUGGCCCCGAUCCCAAUACUGUGGCUCGCGCCGAGUUGCGUGCCUUUGUGGAGCUGCUGAGAUCAAUUUCUGAAGGUUGUGAACUGAGGGUUGCUGUGGAUGCUUCCUUUGUCAUCAAUGUGUACAACAAGUUGCGUCGCUGUCCAAAGAAGAUCCGUAACCCACAUGGGGACCUACUGGGCCAACUUGUCACGCUGCUGGACAAGCAGGUGAGCCUCACUAAAGUUAAGUCCCAUAUCACGCAUGAGGAGCAUGUUUCUCUUGGUAGAGAAAGCUGGUCAUGGCAUGCCAAUCAAUGUGCUGACGAACUUGCUAGCAUGAAUGCUGCUGCUGUUGCGCCCUUUGAGGUGGAAGGCGGGAAGGGCAAGCGUAAAAAAAUCGAUGAAACCUCCGUGGUGGAAAUUGAAUGGCCGGACGAUGAGCAGGCUCCACCUUCACGAAAUGGCAUCGCAUUGUGGGAUUUCAAAGCGUUUGCGUCCACCAAGAUCCCUGCAAAAAUUGAGGAGCCAAGUGCAGAGAAGGAGCAAAAACGUGCACAGUUGAUGAUGUUGUUCCGGUCAGAGUAUUCGAGGUUUUGUAAAGAGGUGAUGGGGCUCGAAAGCGUCCCGGCGGACUCGGUGGACCGAUGGCUGUUGGAACAGUUGGCGCAGCCGGGAGGUGGGCCUGAUCCACUACUACCACGACCUCGUAUUGCAGAAUCCUCUAGGGUUUUGUUGCGAGAGCUGUUGGCCGAGGACUACGCUCCGGUGGUGCGGUCCUAA
Messenger RNA from Cladocopium goreaui, 1296 nucleotides. The record is from the annotation of a GenBank genome assembly. NCBI's taxonomy places the organism in Eukaryota, Dinophyceae, Suessiales, Symbiodiniaceae.